AUGCCCCUUGCCAACAGGUCGGAGAAGGGCUCUCUGGCCAAUAAGAUCCUUAAGCAGUUGCCUCUGGCUGAUAAGACUGCAGUCUGGGGCACUUUGGGGACCAUUCGGCCGCUCCUGAGCUUUGAAGUGGAGCAAGAUGUCCAGUCUUUCCUCGAUGCCAUCGCGGGCGAAGCUGUCGACUACAGAACCAUAACCCACCUACUCACCAACAGGACCAACAGGCAGAGACAGCAAAUUGCCGAAGGGUUCCAGGCCUUUACUCAACAGGAUCUGCUGAAGAGCCUGCAGGCUGCCGUAUCUGGGAACUUGGAGACGGCGCUGGUGGGACUCCUGAAACCAGCAGCGCAAUACGAUGCUCAUGAGAUCAAGCUGGCUAUGAAGGGAUACUGGGUCGCCCACUCUUCAUAUCUGCCGGGUCCAGAUGGAGCCACUCUGGCCGAAAUCUUCUGCACUCGGACAACCCAGCAGCUUCGGGAGAUCUUGGAUUUUUAUAAGCACGAUUUCAAAUCGGACUUAGAGACGGAAGUCGCGUCUGGCCCCAGCGGCUGUUUUAAAGACCUCCUGCUUGCGCUGAUCAAGACCAGCCGGGAGAAAUACUCCGGGGUCAUUGACUACGUCUUGAUCGAAGAAGAUGCCAAGGCUCUCGUGAACGCGGGCGCUGGCUACAUCGGCAGGACGGAUGAGAGGAAAUGGAUCAAGAUCCUCGCCCAGCGCAGCCCUGAACAUCUCAACAGAGUUAGCCUUUUCAGGGGCAUGAGUUCUAAGUGUAGCUCCUGCAUAGAUUCCUCGGCUGCCAGAAAGUUGAGAGAUCAGAUGCCAACCGAAGGAUUCCUUUCUCUCGCAGUAUUCAGCUUGUACCACAAGAUGACCGGGCUCCAGAUAGAGGAAGCUGUAGCCAAGUUCUUCCAGGGCAACGCCCAAGUGGGAAUCUUGACACUGGUCUCGGUCCUGAGGAACACCCCUCUCUAUUUCGCCAUCAGACUCCGCCAAGCAAUUAAGGGCCCAUCUGCCUGCCACAAAACUUUGAUCCGCAUCCUGGUUUCCCGCAGCGAGACCGAUCUCCUCAGCAUACGGGCGGAAUUCAGAAAGCAAUAUGGGAUGUCGCUCUAUUCGUUCAUCCGGGCUGAAACGCAAGGCCAGUACCGGGAUCUCUUGCUGGGUCUGUGCAGGGCAGAAGAUCUCUGAAACCCUCUAGCGAGG
Molecule: messenger RNA, 1200 nt
Organism: Heteronotia binoei (common prickly gecko)
Lineage: Eukaryota; Metazoa; Chordata; Lepidosauria; Squamata; Gekkonidae
Product: annexin A9-like
Exons: 12
Coding region: 1-1185 (394 amino acids)
Cellular component (GO): cytoplasm
Molecular function (GO): calcium-dependent phospholipid binding; calcium ion binding
Source: RefSeq, a predicted model, not a curated record